Messenger RNA from Caenorhabditis bovis, 1353 nucleotides. NCBI's taxonomy places the organism in Eukaryota, Metazoa, Nematoda, Chromadorea, Rhabditida, Rhabditidae. The record is from the annotation of a GenBank genome assembly.
AUGCGCGAAUUUGCAGUGAUUGGUUCGACGAGCAACGUGGCUCGCAAAUCGUCGCUAGCCAGCGGACGCGGAUCCGCUUCGUCGUCAGGACAAACGAGUCCUUCGCCAUCUGCAUCUCCAGCUCGCGGAAACACUGGUGGAGGUUGUUCAUCAUCAAGCGAAUCGGCUGCUGAUCGUUCGAUUGCAACACCACCGCUUCCACCUGCUCUCAAACACUCUUCCAAGGACGGCGUAUACCGCGGACAACGAUCGAUGUCGUUGGGCGGUCCUGCUCAUGAGAUGUUAAUGUCUCAAAUGAACACCAGACCCGGAAAUACCAUUGAUUUCUCACCUGGCGACGAUGAUAAAGUGUGCCUUCUUGUCGACAAUACUCGUUUCUUGGUAUCUCAACAAUUGUUGCUUAGCAAGCCAGACACGAUGCUCGGAAGAAUGUUCACUAUGAGAGCCUCUUGUGGCGAUUUAGGAGCUGAGUUAGUUACGCCAAAUGAUAGAGAUGAAUUUGAGGUUGCUGAGGGGCUGACGGCGCCUUGCUUUAGAGCUGUUUUGGACUACUACACUUGUGGAACCAUGAGAUGCCCGCCAUCUGUAUCCGUUUCAGAACUUCGUGAAGCGUGUGAUUACCUUCUCGUUCCAUUCAAUGCACAGACUGUGAAAUGCCAAAAUCUGCAUGCUCUGCUUCACGAGCUUUCGAAUGAAGGAGCUCGAGAGCAAUUCACUCAUUUUCUUGAGGAGAUAAUCCUGCCGCAACUUGUCGCGAGCACAGAACAUGGUGAACGCGAAUGUCAUCUCGUUGUUCUUCUUGACGAUGACGUCGUCGACUGGGACGACGAAUACCCACCACAGAUGGGCGAAGAGACUACCCAUGUUGUUUAUUCAACCCAUCUCUACAAAUUCUUCAAAUAUGCUGAAAAUCGUGAUUGUGCCAAACAGGUUUUGAAAGAACGAGGAUUAAAGAAGAUUCGACUUGGAAUGGAAGGAUAUCCGACUCAUAAAGAAAAAGUCAAGAAGCGAUUCAACAAGGCUGAAGUGAUUUAUAAUUAUGUUCAACGCCCAUUUGUGCAUUGUUCAUGGGAAAAAGAAGAAGCGCGAAGCAGACAUGUCGACUUUGCCUGUCCAAUUGUAAAAUCCAAAUCGAAUCCAUCACUAGCAGCUGCUGCGUCGGAUCCUCUUCCGCAGCCGGCCCCACUUCAACAACAUCAUCGAAAUGCAGUUUUCGGUGAAGCUGCUCCACUUGCUGCACCGAAUCGAUUCGACGACAACAAUCAUCUCGGUGUUAAUGUGCAUGCUCAACAUCAUGCUCACCCGCUUCAUUCACCACCGGUUAAUUUCCAAAGAAAUGCCGAGGAAGAAUAA